Molecule: messenger RNA, 2103 nt
Organism: Micropterus dolomieu (smallmouth bass)
Lineage: Eukaryota; Metazoa; Chordata; Actinopteri; Centrarchiformes; Centrarchidae
Gene: hnrnph1
Product: heterogeneous nuclear ribonucleoprotein H1
Exons: 11
Coding region: 170-1303 (377 amino acids)
Biological process (GO): regulation of RNA splicing
Cellular component (GO): nucleoplasm; ribonucleoprotein complex
Molecular function (GO): RNA binding
Source: RefSeq, a predicted model, not a curated record
GCCGUUUUGAAUAGAGGCGAUACUUAGUUAAGUGCGUCGUUUCGCACUUCCUGAAAGGGGAUUGGUUGGGGGGGGUUUGGCAACUCAGUGCUAGGUUUCAGCUUCAUCACGCAGGUCUGGUCUCUCCGGCGUGUUGUAUCUACGUUUGAAUCAGGGAUUUUGACCAGUCAUGGCUGAUGAGGGAUAUGUAGUACGCAUCAGGGGUCUCCCUUGGUCCUGCUCAGUGGAUGAAGUACAGAGGUUUUUCUCAGAUUGCAAAAUCAUCAACAAUGGAGGCGGCAUCCACUUCACCUACACAAGAGAGGGGCGUCCCAGCGGAGAGGCAUUUGUCGAGAUGGAGACAGAGGAAGACCUGAAGAUUGCAGUGAAGAAGGAUAGGGAAACUAUGGGUCACAGAUAUGUAGAGGUUUUUAAAUCCAACAAUGUCGAGAUGGACUGGGUUAUGAAGCACACUGGUCCAAACUGUCCAGAAACAGCAGGAGAUGGGCUCGUCCGGCUUCGAGGCCUUCCUUUUGGCUGCAGCAAGGAGGAAAUUGUACAGUUUUUCUCAGGGUUGGAAAUCGUGCCAAAUGGGAUAACAUUGCCGGUGGACAUCCAGGGGAGGAGUACGGGGGAGGCCUUCGUGCAGUUUGCUUCACAGGAUAUAGCUGAAAAGGCUCUAAAGAAACACAAGGAAAGAAUAGGGCACAGGUACAUUGAGAUCUUCAAGAGUAGCCGUGCUGAGGUGCGGACCCAUUACGAACCCCAGCGGAAGCCCAUGGGCAUGCAGAGACCUGGCCCCUAUGACCGGCCCUCUGGUGGUCGCGGCUACAACAUGAUGGGCCGAGGGGGAUCCUAUGACAGAAUGCGCCGAGGAGGCUAUGGAGGAGGUGUUUCUGAUGGGCGGUAUGGCGAUGGCGGCUCUUCCUUCCAGAGCACAACAGGCCACUGUGUCCACAUGAGGGGCCUGCCAUACAGAGCUACAGAGACGGACAUCUACAAUUUCUUCUCGCCGUUGAAUCCAGUGCGGGUCCAUAUUGAGAUUGGUCCAGAUGGCAGGGUAACCGGGGAGGCAGAUGUAGAGUUUGCAACACACGAGGAUGCUGUGGCAGCCAUGUCUAAAGACAAAGCCAACAUGCAGCACCGCUAUGUGGAGCUGUUCUUGAACUCAACAGCAGGUGGCAGUAACGGAGCGUACGGCAGCCAGAUGAUGGGUGGCAUGGGGAACCAGUCGUCUUAUAGCGGUGGCCAGCUGAGCUCAGGGUACUCUGGUGGAUACAGCAGCCAGGGAAACAUGGGCGGCUACAGUGACUAUAUUAGGUAACCAGGGCGGAAUGGGAAGCAGUUACUACGGCGGCGGAGGAGGAGGAGGAAGCAGAGGCUCUAUGAAUGGACUGGGUGGGGGAUGGGGAAUGUAGGGUUUGUUUUUGUUUUUUUUCCUCCCUUAAUUUGACAUGUUUUUUUAAUUCAGCAUUUUGCUGGAAGGACUGGAAACUUAAGUCUCACCUAGUGAACAUAGGGUAGGGUCAGGCGAGGUUGUUUUGAAAAUAUUGAGGGGGGUAGGGUUUGUAAUUUUUUUUUUAUUAUUUUUUAAGUGGAUGAUCUUCAGAGAGAAGUGAGAUCAUCUGGCGUCAAAGAGAAGCGAUGUUUGUCUUCCCCAUUCCUCAGAUUUGACAAAUCACAGAAACCGGGCUUUAAAUUACCAGAAAGUGUGCCGUUUUUUGUGUUCUCGUUCUCCAAACACCUGCCUGUUCCUCAAGAUUAACUCAUCAUGUGCUGGUGGCUUUAACGUUAAUUUCAAUGUCGGAGUGCAUGAACAACAAAAGAAAUCAGAAAAUGUCUAUCUUCUGAUGUUCAGUCCUUGUUUCAUCUUCUACGUAGCGUUUAGCCUUUUAUUUCCUGUUAAAAUGUUAAUCUGAAUUGAGACUUCACAUGGUCAGAGCAUGUUUUGUUUUCUUAAGGUGUGACUGUUGAUAGGGUGUCUUGUUUUUUUUUCUGGAUCAGGGCUAUAUCAACGGCAAGUGAAUUUCAAAUCUGCUGACAUGAAGGUUUCUACUGCUUCAAAUGCUAUUUGUAUUUCCUGUGCACAAAGUGAAUAAACUAGUCUGGAAUAUCUAAUUGAAA